Molecule: messenger RNA, 1170 nt
Organism: Nerophis lumbriciformis (worm pipefish)
Lineage: Eukaryota; Metazoa; Chordata; Actinopteri; Syngnathiformes; Syngnathidae
Source: RefSeq, a predicted model, not a curated record
AUGCCGCUCGAAAAUCUCGAGGAAGAGGGUCUGCCCAAGAACCCUGAUCUGAGGAUAGCACAACUCAAGUUUUUGCUCACAAUGGACGGUCACCGACAAGAUGCUAAAGUGAAGACGGAGCUCAUGGACGCUAUCAAAGCUAACAACAUGGCUCCCUACUAUGAAACCUUGUGCAAGGAGCUCAAGUGGCAACUUGAUAGUGACCUGGUUAGCAAGAUGAAGAAGGCAAAUGAAGAGGAGCUGAAGCGACUUGACGACGUGCUGGAAGACGCAGAGAAGAACCUCGGGGAGAGUGAGAUCAGAGAUGCGAUGAUGGCAAAAGCGGAAUACCUGAUCAGGAUCGGAGAUAAGGAGGGGGCCCUAACAGCGUUUAGGAAGACCUAUGACAAGACUGUAGCGCUAGGUCACAGACUAGAUAUCGUCUUCUACCUGCUGAGGAUCGGCCUAUUCUACAUGGACAGUGACCUCAUCACACGGAACUCUGAGAAAGCCAAAAGCCUAAUUGAAGAGGGGGGUGACUGGGACAGGAGGAAUCGACUGAAGGUCUACCAGGGUUUGUACUGCGUAGCCAUCAGGGAUUUCAAACAAGCCGCCGAGCUCUUUCUCGACACGGUGUCCACCUUCACUUCAUACGAGCUCAUGGACUACAAAACCUUUGUCACCUACACGGUCUACGUGUGCAUGAUCGCGCUCAAGCGCCCUGACCUUCGGGAAAAGGUAAUAAAAGGAGCUGAGAUCCUGGAAGUGCUGCAUAGUCUGCCAGCUGUUCGGCAGUAUCUGUUCUCCCUCUAUGAGUGCCGCUACGCAGUUUUCUUUCAGUCUCUUGCAACAGUGGAGCAGGAGAUGAAGAAGGACUGGCUUUUUGCUCCACACUACCGCUACUACGUGAGGGAGAUGAGAAUCCAGGCUUACAGCCAGCUCCUGGAGUCCUACCGCUCGCUCACCCUGGGCUACAUGGCAGAGGCCUUCGGCGUCAGCACAGAGUUCAUUGACCAGGAGCUGUCUCGAUUCAUUGCCGCUGGACGUCUCCACUGCAAGAUUGAUAAAGUAAACGAGAUUGUAGAAACCAACAGACCUGAUAGUAAAAACUGGCAGUACCAGGAGACCAUCAAGAAGGGUGAUCUGCUACUCAACAGAGUCCAGAAAUUGUCAAGAGUUAUCAACAUGUAA